AGUUCCGUCCGCGCUGAAGAAAGUCACAAUUUUGAAUGUAAACAAGAGUGUAGUUUGGCGUCGUUUUUAUAAGCGAAGUAAAGGAGGUAUUUGCUGGGAUUUAAGCCAUUCGCAAUGUCUAAGGUUAAGAUCGAAAUUCCUGAUCAGACGGGACAGGACGAAAAUUUAGCUCAGGGAGGCGAGGAAGAACCAAAAGAUGUCCAAGAUUUAACUGGUUUCGUUGAAAAACUACUUCAACAAAUGCAAGAAAAGUUUCAAGACAUGUCAGACCAGAUUAUCAACAGAAUUGACGAAAUGGGAGCAAGGAUAGAUGACUUGGAGAAAAAUAUUGGUGAACUCAUGACGCAAGCUGGUGUUGACGAACCUGAGAAAUAAGCGGGUAACAAAGUGUUCUGAACAUCUUGUACAUAUAACAACCUUUUUAUGUAUAACUGUUUUCUUUCUGAAUAUUUGAAAACCUAGUAACUGUCUUUUGAAAAAUUAUUAUUGCAUAGUAUUAAAAAAGUAACAACAGUUCAUACAUGUGAUUGUACUCAUGUAUAUAAUUUGUUGCUAUGGAACUGUCAAUGUGAAAAAAUAUUAGAUUGUGGACAUCAGAUAUGAUCUGCAAUUAACUCGUGGAAAAAUUAUAGACCAUUUUCUAAUCAGUAGACGUCUCAAAUCUAUAUAAAACAUUUAUUUUUUAUCCUUUUUUGUGGCUAUAUUCAAGCUAAGAGAGUGUGAAUUAAAUUAUUAG
Dendronephthya gigantea is the source of this 736-nucleotide messenger RNA. Its product is annotated as heat shock factor-binding protein 1-like. The transcript is spliced from 4 exons. Gene Ontology annotation, cellular component: nucleus; cytosol. The record is from RefSeq and is a predicted model, not a curated record. The coding region runs from base 115 to 375 and encodes 86 amino acids. Gene Ontology annotation, molecular function: transcription corepressor activity. Gene Ontology annotation, biological process: cellular heat acclimation. Lineage: Eukaryota; Metazoa; Cnidaria; Anthozoa; Malacalcyonacea; Nephtheidae.